AUGUUCGCCACCAGCACCCGGUUCGGGCAGGUGGCUAGCAAUGGGGACUUUAGCUAUUUCUACGGCACCAUCGCACCGACGGAUACGCUGUGCGCGAAGAAAGUCGUUGGCAUCGGGACGAAAACGCCCGUGCAGGUGGACUACAGCAGCACGCGCCCGAUAACAGCUGUCAGCCUCGAUGCGUCGAACGUGGCGUACCAGGGCUUCAACGCGCUCGUCACCCGUGGAGCCAUCGGCCAGAGGGCGAUCACGUUCAGCCUGAACGGACCCUGGCUUCUGCCGUACUACAUCGAGCUGGAUUACUACUGCCGUGGUGCAUCGGACCGUCCCUGA
Molecule: messenger RNA, 333 nt
Organism: Anopheles nili
Lineage: Eukaryota; Metazoa; Arthropoda; Insecta; Diptera; Culicidae
Exons: 2
Coding region: 1-333 (110 amino acids)
Source: RefSeq, a predicted model, not a curated record